AUGGAAUCCUCGUCGUUCCUUGAUUCGCAGUCUUCUUCUCCACGCAGUUGGACAAUUUUUGGUUCUUUCAUGAUUUUCCGUCAAAUCUCUCCCUUAGUUCAGAAACAUCUGAUAAAGGUUUACUUUUUACUAUGUUGCACUCUCAUGGCAUCUGUAUUUGGAGUUAUUCUUCACAUGCUAUUGAACAUCGGAGGCUUUCUAACCUUCUUCGCGACAUUGGGCUGCUUGUAUUCGAUACUAACCUCUCCUACACAUGAAAAGAAAAAAAGAGUCGCAGUAUUAAUGGUGCUCUCCACUCUUCACGGUGCUACCAUUGGCCCUCUGAUCGAGCUGACCAUAGAUGUUGACCCAGGCAUUUUGGUAAGCGCGUUCAUAUCAACUGCAAUCGUAUUUGCUUGUUUCUCAGGAACUGCAUUGUUGGCAAGACGCAGAGUGUUUCUUUAUCUUGGAGGUUUUCUCUCCUCUUGUUUUUCAAUCCUUGUAUGGGCAGGUUUUGCAUCAUUAAUAUUUGGUGAUUCUGCUGCCCUCUUCAUAAUUCAGAUGUAUUUUGGGCUCUUGGUGUUUAUUGGGUACGUUGUGGUUGACACCCAGGAGAUUAUUGAAAGCGCUCAUCUUGGAAAUUUGGAUUAUGUGACAGAUGCUCUCUUGCUUUCUACCGACUUUAUUGCGAUAUUUGCUCGCAUUCUUAUCAUCAUGUUGGAGUAUUCGUCUGAAGAGAAAGAGAAAAAGGAAAAGAAACAGAGGAAGUAA
Molecule: messenger RNA, 750 nt
Organism: Lactuca sativa (garden lettuce)
Lineage: Eukaryota; Viridiplantae; Streptophyta; Magnoliopsida; Asterales; Asteraceae
Product: bax inhibitor 1
Cellular component (GO): membrane
Source: RefSeq, a predicted model, not a curated record